Molecule: messenger RNA, 573 nt
Organism: Trichoderma virens Gv29-8
Lineage: Eukaryota; Fungi; Ascomycota; Sordariomycetes; Hypocreales; Hypocreaceae
Exons: 4
Coding region: 1-573 (190 amino acids)
Source: RefSeq, a predicted model, not a curated record
AUGGCUUCUGCCAUCCGCUUGCCGGGACAGCUCUUGUGCCACCCGCUGAACAUGGUGCUGCAUUGUUUUGGAUUGGGAUUUGGAUUUGGAGCUGGCGAUGCGAGAUGUAGUGGUGGAAUGGAGGAAUGCAGAGGAGAGGAGAGGAGAGGGAAUGAGAGGAGAGGACUCGGCCGGCGAAUGGCUUUGUCGUAUAUCACAUCUGGAUGUCGAGAGAGCAACUUCAGUCUCCGCCGACCUCGCCAAUUGCCCAGCUGGGUUACUGCAGCGAAGCUGCUGGCGAGCCUGGCCAAUGGGCAGCGCGAAUGGCGCAAGCCACUUGGUGUCAUUGCUGGCGCCGGCCGUGGCCUGUCCCAAGUGCAUGGAGCCGCCUGGAGGCAUCAGGGCCCAACAAAUGAGCGUCCAUGGCUGGCUGCUAGCCGGCAAAAGGCAGCGCAUGGCCGGAUGCCCAAUGCUGCAAAGGGCGUUGGGACUGGGUUCGUCCUUGGUUUAUCUCUCUUGCUUCCGUUUGGCUACUGCAAUUUCAAAUUGGCGUCUUGCCUGCCCACACACACUCAGUCACUCACACACACUUAG